UCAGUGGCCCUUUGCAUGUAACCAGACCUCUGCAGAAAAUCUCAACGAUAACCCAAGAUGGCACAACCUUUAAAGACUCUGAGGCAGCCCAGACAAAGAUAGUAUCAUUGUUGUUUUUUGGUUGGGCACAUACAAGUGUGGUGACAGCUAAAUGUAUCUUCACCUUUUUCUAACUGACUUUUGUUAAAAAGCUAUGCUAUUAGGUGGGUCUCCUCCUUAAUGGCUUCACGAUGUUUUACUUCUGCCGAGCUCAGCAGAAGCCGUCCAGCAGCAUGAUGAUCUACCUGAAGAACUUGACGGUCGCUGACUUCCUGCUCUGUCUCAGUCUCCCAAUCCGCAUCGCCAACUACGCCACCAGCUCUGCCACCAUCCACCAAGUCAACUGCAACUUGGGCGCCUCAGUCCUCUUGCUCAACAUGUACGCCAGCAUCAUCUUCAUGGGCUACAUAGCCACUAACAGGUAUCUGAAGGUAGUCCAACCUUUAGGAACUCACAUCCUUCAGUCAGCGCGGGUCGCUCACAUCAUCUCCACGGUAACCUGGGUUUUCUUCCUGACUGUGACAUGCAGCUACAUCAUCCUGUCGUUCCACACCCAGGAACCUUUUUCCUCUGUCCCAGUGAGCUGUCAAGGCUUUCACAGUGGCCAGCACACCUUGCUCUUUAGGAUCAUACAUGUCUCCUCCACCGCCUUGUUCCUGUGUGUCCUGGUCUCUCUGGUCUUCUUUUACUACAGCACCUCUCGCAGGGUGUCGCUGGCGCAGCAGAGGCAGCCGGCGUCCUCCAACUCCAUGAAGCUUGCAAAGUCGCGCAGGAAUAUGUUAGUGCUGGUCAGUGUCUUCUGCUUUUGCUUCGUCCCCUACCAUCUGAUUCGCCUUCCCAAAGCUUUCCUGUGGAGGCAUUGUUCAUGGAGCAAGGUUUUCUACUAUGGGAUGGAGCUUACCGUCGUAAUGUCUGUUCUCAACGUCUGCUUGGACCCAGUCAUCUACUUCAUCCUCUGCAAGGGGUUCAGAACCCAGCUUAGGCUGGGAGUGGUGCGUGGAAACUGAUAAUACCCGCUCAUAACAUUUUAACUGCCAAUAAUGUAAUAAACUAAAUGUAAUAACUGCAAAUAAAGUUAUAAACAAAAUGUA
Messenger RNA from Perca flavescens (yellow perch), 1130 nucleotides. RefSeq names its product P2Y purinoceptor 14-like. Gene Ontology annotation, molecular function: G protein-coupled purinergic nucleotide receptor activity. Gene Ontology annotation, biological process: G protein-coupled receptor signaling pathway. Bases 231 to 1046 code for a protein of 271 amino acids. The transcript has 3 exons. Gene Ontology annotation, cellular component: membrane. NCBI's taxonomy places the organism in Eukaryota, Metazoa, Chordata, Actinopteri, Perciformes, Percidae. The record is from RefSeq and is a predicted model, not a curated record.